AUGGUUCUCCUCACGUCGUCCACGGUCUCUGCUAUCGUGUCGAUGGGAGUAGUUUGCAUUUUUACUUUGUUAUUAUUCGUUUCGGGCUACGUGUUACAACAAAACUCAGUGAAGAACAUUCAGCAUGCUUUGCGCAAGCCCCCUGAUGGCCCCCCCAUUGUAGGGCGCGGAUCCCCCGGAUCUACAUUCCAAAAGCCUGCACACAAACGCGGUCUGUCAGAUUCAGAUUCUGGGUUAGCGGCCGAUCAAAAAACUCUACAAGGGAGUCCAGAUCGUCAAUCGGGCUCAAGAGGAAACUAUGCAUAUCUUCAGCUUUUGUCAAGGCCGGACCCAUCCGAUAUCUGCUCUGCUAUCCUCCUCUUCAAACAACUCGCAACAAACGGCUCAGUGAUCCAGGAUCGCCUGUUUAUGUAUCCCGAAGAAUGGGAUCGCAUGUCUGCAAAGAGGCUUGGAAAGUCUGCUUCACUAGCAUUGUCUAUUCUACGCGUUGCUAGUAUCAAGUACGGCAUCUGGUUGCUACCCAUCGACGUAAGUGCAGCAAUACGUGCUGGAUACACAAUGUCCAACACCAAACUUCUGCGUUUGGGACAAAUCCAGUUUAUGCAGUAUGACAGCGUGUUGUAUCUGCAGUCACCCGGGUUGGUUUUGGACACCGAGAAGCUUGAUGAGGUGUUAUUGUCACGACCACUUCCCCUCUUACACGACUGGAACCGCCCAGAGUCGUACAAUAACGAAGCAUGGACUCCAAUGUCUCUUCGCCCAGACCGCGACGACGACUUGCCUCCUGUAUACUUGAUUACGGUUAACAAUGUCGACGGCGGACGCGUCCAGACUCGCACGCAUGUCCCCAAUGUUGACCUUCCUGGAUUUGGCAACCUCGUGACCAGCCCCGCGGAUUUUGAUAGGCUGGGUGAGCAACCGGGAUACGUAUAUUUUGAGAAUGAUCGUGAUGGACGGGUCAAAUGGACAGGGAACCCGCUUUUUGGAGCCUGGCGAUCACAACAGCAUGAAGUCUGUGAAGGACUAGACUUUGACGACGAUUUCCUUUACGAGCAAUGA
Molecule: messenger RNA, 1059 nt
Organism: Penicillium canariense
Lineage: Eukaryota; Fungi; Ascomycota; Eurotiomycetes; Eurotiales; Aspergillaceae
Exons: 1
Coding region: 1-1059 (352 amino acids)
Source: RefSeq, a predicted model, not a curated record